AUGGAUGAUCCAAGUGAACGAACUUGCUAUGUGUGCAGCCUUCAUGAAAACAUCACGGAGGGACUUUUGAAGGAGCUGUUCUGUCAGGUGGGGCCACUCGACACAAUCAUUCUGCGUACGAGCAGUAGUCGUGACUGUAGUGCAACACAUCGUUAUGCAUUGAUCGUAUUCAGGCAUGAAGUGAGUGUCCCAUUUGCAUGUGAAAUGCUUGAUCGAAUUGAGCUUUUUAACAAACAAAUUUCGGUUCGACCUAAGCAGGGCACUCAGCAGGCUGUACAGUACUGGACCAACACUUCUGUCCCUGCAUUUCAUAAUUCGGUUUCUUAUCCUCUGAUGCCACGAAAAUAUGCAAACAGUGGAUUAUCUGAUCCAUGCAGACGCAGACAAAAUGAAAAUGAAGAGUAUUAUGUUUAA
Messenger RNA from Brugia malayi, 414 nucleotides. RefSeq lists its product as uncharacterized. The record is from RefSeq and is a predicted model, not a curated record. Bases 1 to 414 code for a protein of 137 amino acids. The transcript has 3 exons. Lineage: Eukaryota; Metazoa; Nematoda; Chromadorea; Rhabditida; Onchocercidae. Gene Ontology annotation, molecular function: single-stranded RNA binding. Gene Ontology annotation, cellular component: nucleus. Gene Ontology annotation, biological process: regulation of alternative mRNA splicing, via spliceosome.